CUUCAACCUUACUGAGCUGCAAACAAUGAAGGGUUUAGCUCAAGUUGAAUGGGUGGGAAUCAAUUGGGACUGAUUGUAUUUAACACAAUGGAGUGCAGAUUGCAGUAACACAAGUUUAAUAAAGACAUGGUGAGAGAGAGUGUCAGUACACCAGGCCUUUAUCUCUUUGGCAGUUGCUUUUCUGCGACUGUGAACUGACAUCCUUUUCUCACUGAGACCCAGGUAAGAGAGGCAUAGCAGUUCAAGUUAAUGUGUCACAGAGGUUUUCUUACUCAGUUGUGAAAUUGUCCAUGCAAGCCGGCCUUGAAGGACCUUAAGGGAGGGCUUUGUGGUGAAAAGUUCUUAUCUAAGGGAAUGCUGAAGUACAAAAGGCCUGCCAUGGGUGAGAGACGGGGUGGAAAUGCUGCUAAAGCACUGAGCCUCCAGACCCUCAACUCUCCUUUCCACCACCUCUCCUCUUCUCCUUCACCUCCUUUCCACCCCAGCCACUUUUUACCAUGGGAGUCGCCUACAGCAUUGGAGAGGUUGACCACCUCAACACAUUCUUUGUCCAGUGGUCUCCAGGCAUGUACAACAAGGACAACAAUAGUAGGCACCACAAAAAGAUCCGCUACCUUGUAGGGAAAAAAGACAAGCUAGCUGUAAUUGACGAAUUAUUCCACAAUCCAUCUUCGCUCAUUGCCAAAAACUGGGAGAUCAUCACGGUUAAGGAUGCAGUGACUCGUCGUCAAAGUGUGUGCAGCUCAGAGGAAGGUAACCACUCGGAUGACGAAGAACCUGAGGACCUAUGUCCUGUUCUCAGAGAUCACAGCCAGCUCCUCAGUGAUCACCACAUCCAGAGUCUAGCCAAUCACAUGCCAGCAAGAACACAAGGGUAUCCUUGGAAUCUGGUUUAUAGCACAGCCAUUCAUGGCACCAGCCUGAAGACUCUAUACAGACAAAUGGCCCACAUUGAUUGUCCUGUGCUUCUGGUUAUCAAAGACAUGGAUAACAAGGUGUUUGGGGCUUUCUGCUCCCAUCCAUUCAGAGUUAGUAAUUAUUGUUAUGGAACAGGAGAGACAUUCCUCUACAGCUUCAAUCCUGAAUAUAAGGCCUAUCGGUGGAGUGGGGAGAACUCCUACAUUGUCAGGGGCCAUUUGGAUUCUCUGCAGAUUGGUGGAGGAGGGGGGCAUUUUGGCCUGUGGCUGGAUUCUGAUUUGUACCACGGUGCCAGCUAUGCCUGUCACACCUUCAACAACCAGCCCCUUUCCACUCAACAAGACUUCAAAGUGCAGGAUCUGGAGGUCUGGACUGUCCAGUGAACUGAGCAAGACACUUUUAGAUGGAACAGAGAUAGAGACGGAGAAAAAAGCUGUAGCCUUAUCCGUUGUUUACAACAUCGUUUACAGAUCAUUCUAAAAUGUACCCAGAGGUCAAAUGGUUAACAAUAUUUUCAAAUUCUGAAAAUGUGACUGAUGGAUAGCUGUGAAUCAAAGUUGAUGGAUAGCUGUGAAUUUAAGCUUUCCAAAGGUGCUUGAUUAGAGAUUAUAACAUUGUGUGAGCAGGGCCUGUAUGUAAAGUAAUGCUGGUUUGGCUUAUCUCUAACCUGGUUUAGUAGCCUUUUUGUUUGGUUUUGUCUGUGUUGGCCUGUUUGACCUUGUAAAAGACAGACAAGCUAUGUUAUAGAGGCUAUGUUAUAUUGCCUAUACCUCUACUGAUCAGACUCUGUCCAAUGCCAGCAUUACAACUGGUUCUGGUAAGCCAUCCAUUCAUUUCUGGUUAUGGAAAUCAUUUUAUAAGGCUGUUCUAGAUCACCCUACAUAUUUGGAAUACUAUUUUGGAUUCACUAUUUCGGAUUCCCCUUGUGGUUGCUUAAGAGUGUAUUCAUUUAGCUGAUUCUAUAGCAAAACGUUUCUUAAACUAAAUGUGUUCAAUAAAAACGAUUGUUUUUGUUUACAAAACA
Messenger RNA from Esox lucius (northern pike), 1942 nucleotides. RefSeq names its product nuclear receptor coactivator 7 (gene ncoa7a). NCBI's taxonomy places the organism in Eukaryota, Metazoa, Chordata, Actinopteri, Esociformes, Esocidae. Gene Ontology annotation, biological process: regulation of transcription by RNA polymerase II; response to oxidative stress. The record is from RefSeq and is a predicted model, not a curated record. Gene Ontology annotation, cellular component: nucleus. The coding region runs from base 498 to 1301 and encodes 267 amino acids. The transcript has 7 exons.